Asparagus officinalis (garden asparagus) is the source of this 1578-nucleotide messenger RNA. Its product is annotated as pentatricopeptide repeat-containing protein At2g22070-like. Lineage: Eukaryota; Viridiplantae; Streptophyta; Magnoliopsida; Asparagales; Asparagaceae. Gene Ontology annotation, biological process: RNA modification. Gene Ontology annotation, molecular function: zinc ion binding; RNA binding; protein binding. The record is from RefSeq and is a predicted model, not a curated record. The transcript has a single exon. Bases 1 to 1578 code for a protein of 525 amino acids.
AUGGCCUCCGCCGAGAAGGUGUUCGACGAAAUGCCUGUCAGAAACUUGGUCUCUUGGAAUUCCCUCGUCGCCGGCUUCGUCCGCAAUAGAAUCUAUGGUAAGGCGAUCAUGACAUUCCGAGGGCUGUUGUUGGACGGCGAAGUUGGGCUUGAUCAGGUGUCGCUGUCUAGCGUGUUGAGCGCCUGCGCGAAUUCGGGUGAGCUGGGGUUCGGGCGACAGGUGCACGCGCGCGGGGUUAAGGCUGGGGCGGACGGUCUGGCGUAUGUUGAGAAUGCGCUCAUUGACAUGUAUUUGAAGUGUCGGUGCACGGAAGAAGCUAGGGUUUUGUUUGAGAGCAUGGAGGAGAGAGACGUCGUGAGUUGGAACAUAGUGAUGAUGGGGUCGGUGCAGAACGAGCACUAUGAGGAGGUAUGCAAGUGCUUCAGCGCGAUGCGAAGAGAUGGGAUUAGGGCAGACAUCGCUUCGUUUUCUACUGUGUUGCAAGCCCUUUGGUGUAUCGCGUCGUGGGGCCAAGGAGCAACGAUUCAUGCCCAAAUCGUAAAAGCUGGUUAUGCGAUGCAUUGCAGUAUAGGGAGCCCUUUGAUCACAAUGUACGCAAAGUGUGGAAGCUUGGCUGAUGCGUAUCGAUAUUUUGAAGAGAUCAACAAUAAUCUCAGCGUAGUAUCAUGGACAGCUAUGAUCGCAGCGUAUCAGCAGCAUGGACACGGAGAUCGAGCAACUGAGCUGUUCAAUGAGAUGUUAGAAAAGGGAAUCGAGCCAGAUUACAUCACGUUUAUUUGUGUGCUGUCAGCUUGCAGCCACAAGGGGCUCAUAGACCAGGGCUUCAGAUAUUUCGAUUCCAUGUCGAAGAUAUAUAAUAUAGUGGCAGGACAUGAACAUUACGCUUGCAUUGUUGACAUGCUCGGUAGAGCAGGUAAGCUGGAGGAAGCGAAGAAAUUUGUUGACAAUAUGCCAAUAAAGCCUGAUGCGUCGGUGUGGGGAGCUCUUCUUGGAGCUUGCAGCAACCGUGGCGAGUUGGAAAUGGGGGAAAAAGUAGCGCAAAAGUUGUUUGAGAUAGAGCCUGAUAACUCUGGGAACUAUGUACUGCUCUCGAAUAUGUAUGCAUACCAUGGGAAGCUGGAGGAAGCGAAAGAAGUUCGAAGAUUGAUGGGAUGCAAAGGAGUGAGGAAGGAGACAGGGUGCAGCUGGAUCGAUGUCAAGAACAAGACUUACAUUUUCGUGGUACAAGAUCGAUCACAUAGCAGGACGAAGGAGAUCUACGCGAUGUUGAGGAAGUUGGAGGAUUUGGUGAAGGAGAAAGGAUAUGUUGCCGAUACUAGGUUUGCAGUCAAUGAUGUUGACGGGUAUAAGGAGCAGGGAUUGUGGUAUCAUAGCGAGAGGUUGGCGCUUGCAUUUGGGCUGAUAAGCUUGCCUGCAGAUGCACCGAUCAGGAUCAAGAAAAACUUGAGGACUUGUGUGGAUUGUCAUGGAGUCAUGAAGCUCGUCUCGGGAAUCCUUCAGCGCGAGAUUGUGAUAAGGGAUAUCAACAGAUUUCAUCGGUUUGCCCAUGGUUCCUGUUCUUGUGGAGAUUACUGGUGA